AUGUCUCGCAUCCAUACAACAACACAGCCCUUAAAGUGCCGACCGGGUAGCCUGGACAUCAGUCUGGGUCAGCUAACAGUUCAGCAACUCCAGACGGGACUAAUCACCCUGUUUGGUUUGAAUGUGCUGAUGACUUCUGACACUGUAUACUACGAAUCAUCUGGCGCCUCCGCACCAGUUCCAACCAGUACACAGGAGAGACUCGUUGCGUUCACGUGUGAGGAAUGUGGCAAAUGCUGUGAAUCGAAAGCUGGCUUGAUAGCUCACCAUCGAGUCCACGAUAAUGAAAGGGUUGGUACGAACAUGGUUGCCCAAUUGGCAUGCGCUGAUUUUUCCCUGCCUUUUUUCGACGAAUAUUCCGGCAUCCGCUGGUUCCAACAAGAGUCACAAUCACUCUUACGACUGGCUAACAAGUUAUAUCCAUCUUGUGGCACGCAAGCCGAGGCGUUCACGAGAUUGGAGCAGUAUUUUCCUGGUCGAUCGGCUAUCAGCAUCAAAACCAGGUUGCGGGUGCUUAACUGGCAAGCACAACUGCACAAAUCAUCAUCUGGUCGACCUGACCAAACUAUCGGUCAACUGACGGCCUACUUCUUAGAAGCCGAUGACUACAGCGCCUGGUUUAAACAAACCGUGGAUUGCGCCGUGCCACUCUUGGAAUCCCAUGCUGACAGUUCGCUUGCUAGUUUUGACCUUCUGGCAUUUGCCCGAGGGUUGCAGUCUGGCAUCAUGACACCGGAGCAAGUCCUGUGUCGCUUCUGGACCUCCGCACCUCCAGGAUAUUUUCACACACCUGGAAAACUGUAUCCCGACGCCGCCUUAGCUCAUCGGAUCCCGGUCAAACGAAAGCAGUCCGCUGUUCUAGUGUAUAGCUGUGAGACUUUGCCUAUUCGAGCAGCGGAACUGAAACGUCUUCAGGUGUUCGACAAUCGUUGUCUCAGAACCAUAGCUCGUGUGAUUUGGUGUCGGCAAAGCCGUAACGAGGCAGUUAGAAAAAUAAGUCCGACACCAGAAGCUGCGUUGGUUGGGACAUGUGUUGCGUAUACCGAGCCAUCAUUUGCAGAAGAGACUGCUGUUUUCCAUACCCAAUUCGGAGUGGCAGAGAGGUGGCCAACCCUUGACUUGCACAAAUCAUCAUCUGGUCGACCUGACCAAACUAUCGGUCAACUGACGGCCUACUUCUUAGAAGCCGAUGACUACAGCGCCUGGUUUAAACAAACCGUGGAUUGCGCCGUGCCACUCUUGGAAUCCCAUGCUGACAGUUCGCUUGCUAGUUUUGACCUUCUGGCAUUUGCCCGAGGGUUGCAGUCUGGCAUCAUGACACCGGAGCAAGUUCUGUCGCUUCUGGACCUCCGCACCUCCAGGAUAUUUUCACACACCUGGAAAACUGUAUCCCGACGCCGCCGUCAGUUAGCUCAUCGGAUCCCGGUCAAACGAAAGCAGUCCGCUGUUCUAUGCAUAUUAUUACCAUCCGACCGGAGCUUGACCGAGCCAAUUACAGGAGAGGAAGUCCGCCGUACAAUCCGUUUAAUGGGCAAUUCGUCCCCAGGCCUGGACAGGCUCACUCCCAGGAUGCUGUGCCGGUUCAGUGCUUGGUAUUUCUACUUAAUGUCCCAAAUCCGACUUCAGAAGAUCAAUGAGAAGAAGCAGAAGUAUGGUGCUGAUGAAUAUUCCCUAGCCAUAAUCUCAGCCCUACAUGCAAUUGGUUAUGAUGUCGACUUUUUGGUUCACCAACCGACGAUCAUCUCUUAUCGAGGGAUCUGCUUUCCUCAAUCCGCUAAGGCUGUUAUUGGACUGGGACUUUCUAAGGUCACAGUCGGUCACUUGCGUUUGCUACCCAUUGUGGGCUCUCUGCGUACUUAUGACACUUUUAUAUUACGUGCCGCUCACGGAUGUCCUAAGCUCACUUUGGAUCCUGAACUCGCAAGAGGUGCCCAAAAGUGGGCUGAAGAGUUGGCGAGAACUAAACGACUUCAACAUAGCAAUGACAAAAGAUUUGGAGAGAACCUGGCCUAUCAACAAUCCUCUGUAAAAGCGGCUCUCUCCGGUCAACAAGCGACCCAAAUGUGGUACGAUGAAAUUCACGUUCAUCAAUAUGUGGAACAAUUUCAACCCCAGUCUGGUCACUUUACACAAGUAAUCUGGAAAGGAACACAAAAGGCCGGCUUUGGGAGAGCCAGUAGCUCCGAUGGGAAGAGUAUUUAUGUGGUUGGACGGUACACACCCCCUGGUAAUAUGAUUGGAAAGUUUUGUGAAAACGUCCCACGUCCGAUUCGACCAGUUGAAAAAGUGCCAGCCAAGAAACGCAGAAAGAGAGCAAAAUGCGUAAUUCAAUAGAAGCCUUCUCUUCAUCGCAAAGCGGUCUUCCUCAGCUUCAACGCGCAAUCAAUUUGGUUUCAAACUGAUUCUGAAGAAGUCGCACAACUUCCUAUGCCUUCACAUGGUUCCAAAAGCUAGUUUUCAUUCUCAUUGUUUUAUUGCUCUCAAAGGCCAGUUAUUUUCUGUAUAGCUCAUGAUACACAAUAUGUACGACUUUCGAAGGAAAGCACUUAUCUGUUGAUUCCAUUCCUAUACUCGUUUGCAAGUUAUUUUUCUCCCGUACUAUACCAACUAUCUAGAAAUGUCCAGUUAGCGAAGUUGUUCCAACUUUCUUUGCAAUAACAAGACGUUUGGUGGAAUAUAAGCUGUUGUGUCA
Messenger RNA from Opisthorchis viverrini, 2692 nucleotides. RefSeq lists its product as hypothetical. The coding region runs from base 1 to 2334 and encodes 777 amino acids. The transcript is spliced from 11 exons. Gene Ontology annotation, cellular component: extracellular region. NCBI's taxonomy places the organism in Eukaryota, Metazoa, Platyhelminthes, Trematoda, Opisthorchiida, Opisthorchiidae. The record is from RefSeq and is a predicted model, not a curated record.